This is a messenger RNA of Panicum virgatum (switchgrass), 1560 nucleotides long. RefSeq lists its product as uncharacterized. Lineage: Eukaryota; Viridiplantae; Streptophyta; Magnoliopsida; Poales; Poaceae. The coding region runs from base 89 to 1189 and encodes 366 amino acids. The transcript is spliced from 4 exons. The record is from RefSeq and is a predicted model, not a curated record.
CUGCCCGGCGUCCCCCCCGGUCCCGUCGCUCGCCGGAUCCGAGCCUUAAACCCUAGAGCCUGCAGGCUGGGCUCCCCCCGCGGCGGCAAUGGAGGACGAGCAGAUGGACAAGAAGGUGCAGGAGUACCUGCAGCGCAAGGGCCUGCGCGUCGCCGAGCUCCCGCCACCCGGGGACCGCGCCCGCCUCCCUGCCUCCGUGCACCCCAACGUCGCGCUCGCCAGUAUGCCUGGCGGUUUUCUAAGCUUUCCCCCAAAUGGUCAUGCUUAUUUUGCGCCACCAUGGCCACCACAACCACUUCCUGUUCCAAUGGCUCAACAUGCUGCGUUUGGUUCAAAAAGUAAACCUGCCAUCAACAUUGAUGAUGGCGAUGAUGUUAGGACUGAGAAGCGCCUGUCAUGGAAACCAGAUGAAGACUUGAGAUUGGUGCGCGCUUGGUUAAACUGUUCCAGUGACCCUCUCAGCAGUAAUGGCAAGAAAAAUGAGCAAUACUGGGGAGAUGUACUUGCAUUCUACAAUAGCACCACAUCUACAAAACGGAAAAGGAAAGUGAAGCAUCUUAAAGAUCGAUUUCAAAAGAUUAAGAGAUGGGUUGGGUUUUUCUGCUGGUCAUUGAAGAAGGCUGCAUCAAUUGAAGAAAACAGUCAAUCGGAUGACCAAUUGAUGGAAAAGGCUCUGCAAUUUUAUUUGGACGACUAUAAAGAAGGCCCAUUCGUAGUUCUGCAUUGCUGGAAGGCUCUCCGUGACGAACCCAAGUGGCAUGCAGUCUUGGAGGACCUUGAGAAAUCAAACAAAAGGAAACUGGGUGAUGAGGGAGAGGUAGGGAACAGCACACCCACAUCUGAAGAUACCAGAGAAAAGGAACAUCCAACAGUGGAGAAAGAAGCUAAGAAACAAUGCAAUGGCAAAGGCAAGGUCAAGGCUAUUGACAAGGGUUUGGAUGAAGAUAUAAAGAGGUGCAUUGAUAUUCAUGCUGCAACUAAAAAACGCCAUGAAGAAUUCAUAAAGGUCCAGCUGCGGGUUUCUGACGCAAAGGUUGAGGCGGCGAGGCUCAAGAGGGAGGCUGCUAUGCUGAAAACAUACACGUCUUUUAUGGGCAUGGAUACUAGGGAGAUGACUGAUGAGCUGAAAUCUGAGCAUGCAAUAGGCUUGAAGCUUCUGCGAGAGAAAUUGUUUGGCAACAAUAAUUGAGGUACUUGCCCAAUUUGCACUCCCCAUCUGAUCUGAUAGGUAUGGAAACAGCUUCUGGGGAGGUGUUGCAUGGGCAUGGUUUUCAUGGUUGUCUCUGGAAAUGCAUGUGCAAGCUGUUUUUUCUGUUUAAAUGUGUUCUAACCCUGGAACACGUUCUGUCCUGUGUACAAGAUGUAAAGGUGCUAACAUGGUAGUGGACUAGUGGUACUCGUUUUAGAGGACAUGCCGACAUGGUAGUGAUACUACUAGCGGUGGUUGAUUUGGGUGCCUCUUCUGAAGCUGAUGCCUCUUUGUGGCUCUGUGUUUUUUUUUUUGAACUCUGUGGCUCUGUGUUGGGGCUCAAUGUGAGAAAGUUCUAACCUUGUCCAGUA